Messenger RNA from Oncorhynchus masou masou (cherry salmon), 4937 nucleotides. Its product is annotated as NACHT, LRR and PYD domains-containing protein 3-like. The transcript is spliced from 11 exons. The coding region runs from base 534 to 3677 and encodes 1047 amino acids. Lineage: Eukaryota; Metazoa; Chordata; Actinopteri; Salmoniformes; Salmonidae. The record is from RefSeq and is a predicted model, not a curated record. Gene Ontology annotation, molecular function: protein binding. Gene Ontology annotation, biological process: intracellular signal transduction.
AAUAAAUGUGAUUUGACACAGACAAGUUACCUACUAUAUUUGGGAAACAGGAUUAACACAGAAAGAUCUUGGCAAAAUACAAUGUAUGUUUUUGUAGUACGAGUAGGCUGGUAUAUACAGUAUCAUCGGUAACAAUUCUGUACAAGCCACCUAGCUAAUAAAAUAAUGGGGCUAGCUAGUUACAUUUCAAUCAUAGCGAUGGCAUAAUUGAGGCGCAAUAGAGUUCACUGGCGAAUACCGGAAAUAACUAAACCAACGAACGAGAAAUGGUGGAGGCUAUCAGAAAGAGAAAUUUUUCCGAAUAAACGUGUGGGUUUGCAGGAGCCGGUGUCUUGUAGAAAAGGAAGGAAGAGGAUACGCUGUUAUAGAAUGUAUGGUAUGUGAGCAGUAAACCGGUAAGAGAAGGACAAUCACCUCUGGACAGGAGCAGCAGACCUGAGUUAGUCGUGAGACAGAAAAUAACUUUCCAGACCAGUUCACCUUGUCAGCAGCUGUGAAGGGGGUCAAAGACUAACGGACAAUCCAGGACAACAAUGGAGACACCUGUCCCUGAGCUGCUGCUGGCCACUCUAGAAGACAACCUGUGUGAAAAAAAACUGAAGAAAUUCAAAUGGCACCUGGUCCAGGGUGUAAAAGGUUUCCCUCAACACAUCCCAAAGGCCCGGCUGGACAAAGCCGACCACCAGGACACUGUGGAUAAGAUGGUGGAGACUUACGGCCUUGAGGGCGCAAAGAUGAUCACACUGGAGGUCCUGAAGAAGAUGAAGCUGAUUGAUCUCUCUAAUAUGUGGACAGAACCAGCAGCCCGGAGUGGUCCAGCAGUGGUUCAGAAAGUCAGAGAUGAACUGAAAUCGUACCUAAAGAAGAAGUAUGAACAAAUAUAUGAGGGGACGUCAAAGAAAGGGGAUUUCGUCUAUCUAAACAAGAUCUACACUGAGCUUUACGUGAUAGAUGGGGCCAUGGGAGGGGUCAGUGGUGAUCAUGAGGUCAGAUGUCUGGAUUCCAGAACACCAGCCACAGAAGAGACCGUUAAGCUCAGUGAAAUAUUCAAACCCCAGCCUGAUCAGAAGAAACGCAUCAGAACAGUGCUUUCACUGGGCAUCGCUGGCGUGGGAAAAACUGUCUCUGUACAGAAGUUUAUUCUCGACUGGACAGAAGGAAAGGAGAACCAGGACAUUGACUUCAUCAUUCCACUUCCUUUUCGCCAAAUCAAUAAAAUAAGAGAAGAAGACUGCAGUCUGAUUGACCUGCUUCAUCAGUUCUUCCCCUUCAUGGAACCAAUCAAUACUCUGGAGGAAGGUUUGAAGGUUCUGUUCAUCUUUGAUGGUCUGGAUGAGAGUCGGCUCCCUCUGGCCCUUAAUCAUAAUAAAGAUGUGGCUAAAGACACAAAAACAGCUCCGCUGGACGUCCUGAUCACAAACCUCAUCACAGGACAGCUCCUCCCUUCUGCUCUCAUCUGGAUAACCUCCCGACCUGCAGCAGCCAAUCAGAUUGAUCGAAACUACAUCCACCAGUGGACCGAGAUACGAGGUUUCAAUGACCCUCAGAAGGAGGAGUACUUCAGGAAGAGAUUCUGUAAUGAUGACCAGGCCUACAGAAUCAUCAACCAUAUAAAGUCUUCAAGGAGCCUCCACAUUAUGUGUCACAUACCAGUGUUUUGUUGGAUUUCAGCCACUGUUCUGAAUGAUAUCCUGGGUAAAACAAAGAGUGGAGAGAUGCCAAAGACUCUGACUAAAAUGUACGAACACUUCCUGCUCUGCCAGACUGAUAAAAUGACAGAACAGAAGUAUCCCACAGGUAGUAAAAACGCUGUCCUUCAACUAGCAAAACUAGCAUUCUGUCAACUGCAAAAAGGACAAUUGAUUUUCUAUGAGAAAGACCUACGAGAGAGUGGUAUUGACAUUGAGGUGGCUAUAGUGUACUCGGGUGUGUGCACUGAAAUAUUUCUGGAGGAGGAGAAAGUUUUUAGCUUUGUGCAUCUGAGUGUUCAGGAGUUCCUUGCAGCUCUAUAUGCUUACCACUGUCACACAACAGACAACAACAAUGUACUUCUCCCAAAGCUGACAAGGAAACAUUCAAUAUUUUGUUUUGAAUGUUUUCCACAGUCUUGGAAAUCUGUGUUUGACUUACAUAAGACAGCAAUCGACAAAGCCUUAGAGAGCCAGAAUGGACACUUGGACCUUUUUCUCCGCUUCCUGCUUGGUCUUUCACUGGAGUCCAAUCAGAGACUCCUGAGUGGAAUCCUACCAGAGACAAAGGACAGAGAGGACAUUGAGAAAACAGUCAGCUACAUCAAGGAGAAAAUCCGAGAGGACCUUUCUCCAGAAAAGAGCAUCAACCUGUUCCACUGUCUGAGUGAGCUGAAGGAUGAGUCUCUGGUGCUGGAGAUCCAGAGCUAUCUGAGAUCGGGGAGUCUGCCAGUGAAUAACCUGUCACCUACACAGUGGUCAGCACUUACCUUUGUGUUAAUGACAUCUGAGGAAACACAAGAGGUGUUUGACCUGAAGAAAUACAUCAGAUCAGAGGAGGGCCUCCUGAAGCUGUUGGCAGUCAUCACCUCCUGCAGGUGUGCUCUACUAGAUAGCUGUAACCUUACAGCAAGAUGCUGUGAAAUGUUGGCAAAAGCUAUUGGCUCAAACUCCUCUUACAUGAGAGAGCUGGACCUGAGUGACAAUGACCUACAGGAUUCAGGAGUGAAACUGCUCUCUGCUGGGCUGAGGAGUCCAAUCUGCAAACUGGAGACACUAAGACUGAAUAGAUGUAACCUCACAAAGAACUGCUGUGUAGCAUUGGCCUCAGCUCUGACUCCGAGGUCAAACACCUCACACCUAAGGAAGCUGGACCUGAGUGACAACAAUCUACAAGACUCAGGGGUCCAGAAGCUUUCUGAUAGACUGAAUGAUCCACAAUGUAAACUGGAGACACUGGGGUUGUCGCUCUGCGGAGUCACCGAGAAAGGCUGUGCUUAUCUGGCUUCAGCUCUGAGGUCAAACCCCUCCCACCUGAAAGAGCUGGACCUGAGCUACAAUCACCCAGGAGAUUCAGGAGUAAAGCUGCUCUCUGCUGGACAGCAUACAGUCAGUUUUCACCCUGGGGGAGAAUACUGGUUCAGCGUCAGAUAUGCCUGUAACCUCACACUGGACCCAAACACAACAUUCAGAAAUCUAUCUUUGUCUGAGGAGAACAGGAAGGUGACAUGGGUGACCACGAAGCAGCCAUACCCUGAUCACCCUGAGAGAUUUCACUACUAUGCACAGGUGCUGUGUAGAGAGGGUCUGACUGGCCGCUGCUACUGGGAGGUUGAGUGGAGUGGGAAUAGGGUUGAAAUAGGUAUGACAUAUAAAGGAAUCAGUAGAAGAGGACAGAUAGAUGACUGUGUUUUGGGACACAAUGACAAAUCCUGGUGUCUAGAUUGUGAUGGUAACCAAUACACUGCCUGGCACAAUGAUGAGGACACUGCCAUAUCGGUCUCCUCUCGCUCCAACAGAGUAGGAGUGUCUCUGAUUUGGUCGGACGGCAGUUUGUCCUUCUAUAGCAUCUCUUCUUCUAACACGUUGACACACUUGUACACAUUCCAUACCAAAUUCACUGAGCCCCUUUACCCAGGGUUUAAUAUUACAAACAACUCUUCAGUGACUUUGUGUCAUAGAUACCGAAUGCAACAGAGUGAGACUUGAAAGGAGCGCACCUUAAAAUUGUGGUGGGAGAAAGAACCUGCUACAGUUGUUUAGAUAGGAUUUUGAAAAUGAAGAUUCUGAGUUUAUAAAGUGAAAACGGUUUCUAAGAUGCAUACUUUCACAUAUAAUUAAGUCCUGCAUUCGGACACGAGUCCUGCAUUCAGACACGAGUGCCAGAAAUGUUCCAAAAAGCGGAAUCUGCAUUGAUUACCAUGGAGAGUGGAUGUUCCUAUUCCGCUUUGUCUAGGGGCUUGUGGAAUGUCAGCUGCAGGAUAGCAAAACUAGGGGCUUGUAGAAUGUCAGCUGCAGGACAGCAAAACUAGGGGCUUGUAGAAUGUCAGCUGCAGGAUAGCAAAACUAGGGGCUUGUAGAAUGUCAGCUGCAGGAUAGCAAAACUAGGGGCUUGUGGAAUAUCAGCUGCAGGACAGCAAAACUAGGGGCUUGUGGAAUGUCAGCUGCAGGACAGCAAAACUAGGGGCUUGUAGAAUGUCAGCUGCAGGAUAGCAAAACUAGGGGCUUGUGGAAUAUCAGCUGCAGGAUAGCAAAACUAGGGGCUUGUGGAAUGUCAGCUGCAGGAUAGCAAAACUAGGGGCUUGUAGAAUGUCAGCUGCAGGAUAGCAAAACUAGGGGCUUGUGGAAUAUCAGCUGCAGGAUAGCAAAACUAGGGGCUUGUGGAAUAUCAGCUGCAGGACAGCAAAACUAGGGGCUUGUAGAAUGUCAGCUGCAGGAUAGCAAAACUAGGGGCUUGUAGAAUGUCAGCUGCAGGAUAGCAAAACUAGGGGCUUGUGGAAUGUCAGCUGCAGGAUAGCAAAACUAGGGGCUUGUGGAAUGUCAGCUGCAGGACAGCAAGUUGUACUUGUUUCAUCAGUCACUAGUACUCUGGUCGUUGUCUCUGCGGGUGACAUCACAUUUCUCCUCUGGGGAUUAAAUAAUCUCUCGUUAACAGACGUUCCGUUUCUACAAUUACGCCAGAUUUUAGUUCUGGGUUAGGGAUGAAUUAAUGUAACAGGACUGUGUCAAUGUCCAUCUCAGAUGCUAUCUGGUGAGUGCAAUUUGAUUACCUGUUUGUUGUGAAUAAAAAUGGCUGACCAAAUGGAAGCGUUGAACUAUCCAGGGAAACUUAAAUAGAUUUAGCAAUAGGGGGAAAAAAGUUGUAUUACACGACACUUGAUGUGAUGUCACAGAGGACAAAACAAUCUAUUUGAAAAAUGUCUUUCUUUUGUUCUGUUUAUCUGAAAUAAAUCAUAUUUAACAAUGUAA